Messenger RNA from Puma concolor (puma), 2163 nucleotides. It is a transcript of the gene ZNF782, whose product is annotated as zinc finger protein 782. The record is from RefSeq and is a predicted model, not a curated record. Gene Ontology annotation, cellular component: nucleus. Lineage: Eukaryota; Metazoa; Chordata; Mammalia; Carnivora; Felidae. Gene Ontology annotation, molecular function: sequence-specific DNA binding; DNA-binding transcription factor activity, RNA polymerase II-specific. Gene Ontology annotation, biological process: regulation of transcription by RNA polymerase II.
AUGCGCACCUGGGCUGGACCACAGUUCUCUGCACUCUCCCAAGAGCCACAGAAAAUGAACACACCUCAGGCAUCAGUGUCAUUCAAGGACAUAACUGUGGAGUUCACCCAGGAGGAGUGGCGGCAAAUGGACUCUGCUCAGAGGACCCUGUACAGAGAUGUGAUGCUGGAGAACUACAGCCAUCUGGUCUCAGUGGGGUACUGCUUUACAAAACCAGAACUGAUCUUCACAUUGGAGCAAGGAGAAGAUCCAUGGUUAUUUAAGAAAGAAUUUCUAAGAAAAGGCUCCCCAGAAGAAUACCAACCUAAUCAACUCUCAGAGAAGAGCCUAGAAAACCAAGGCAAAUAUUUGUGGCAAGUUUUAUUCACCAACAGAUCAUUGACUACAGAGGAAGAGUUUUCAGGAAAACCAUGUAAUCUGGACAUAAACAAUUUAACUCCAAGAACAAUGCCCUAUAAAUUUGACAGUACAGGACCUGCUUACCUACAUCUCAGCUCAGUGGCUCCACAUUGUCAGUAUUCAAGAAAGAAGGCUCAUGAGCUUAAUGUAUGUGAGAAAUGGCUCCUCAGUAUUAAAGAGGGAAGAACUAAUACUGGAGAGAAGUCUUUUGUUUGUAGUAAAAACGUGAAAGCCUUUAGUCAUAAAGAGAAGGUUACUCAGUAUCAGACAAUUCAGACUUUGCAGCAAGCUUCUGAAUACAAUGAAUGUGGAAAAGCUUUCCUUGAAAAGACUGUCCUCAUUACAUCUAAGAGUACCCACCCAAAAGUGAAAUCUUAUAAAUUUAAUAAAUUUGGGGGAAAACAAUGUGAUAAGUCAACUUUUAUGGUCUCUCAUAGCAAUAAUCCAGAGGAGAAGAGUCAUUAUGAGCUUAAUGAAUAUGAAUGUACUGAAAACAGAAAUAAUUUCAGUAGGGUCACUCAGAAAACUGACACAGAAGGGAAAUCUUUCAACCAAAAAUCACAAAUUAGAGAACAUCAGAAAAUUCACAUAGGAGUGAAACCCUUUGAAUAUGGAAAGAAUUUCAACCGUAAUUCAGCCCUCCCAGUGCAUCAGAGAACUCACACAACAGACAGAUCUGAUUAUGACACAUGUACAGAGACAUUAGUUUGUCAGUCAGCUUUCAACAUACAUCAGAGAUCUCCCAUAACAGAGAAACCAUAUGAAUGUAAUGAAUGUGGAAAAUCCUGCUCUAUGAAUUCAUUUUUGAUUCAGUCUCUAGCAAGUCACACAGGGGAGAAACCCUAUGAAUGUCACACAUGUGGGAAAGCUUUCAGUGAGAAGUCACGCCUAAGAAAACAUCAGAGAACUCACACAGGAGAGAAACCAUAUAAAUGUGAUGGUUGUGAGAAGGCUUUCAGUGCAAAGUCAGGCCUAAGAAUACAUCAGAGAACUCACACAGGGGAGAAACCUUAUGAAUGUAAUGAAUGUGGGAAAUCUUUCAACUAUAAGUCAAUCCUCAUAGUACAUCAGAGAACUCACACAGGAGAGAAACCUUUUGAAUGUAAUGAAUGUGGAAAAUCUUUCAGCCACAUGUCAGGCCUAAGGAAUCAUCGGAGAACUCACACAGGGGAAAGACCUUAUAAAUGCGAUGAAUGUGGGAAGGCUUUCAAACUGAAGUCAGGUCUAAGAAAACAUCACAGAACUCACACAGGAGAGAAGCCCUAUAAAUGCAAUCAAUGUGGGAAAGCUUUUGGUCAAAAAUCACAACUCAGAGGACAUCAUAGAAUUCACACAGGGGAGAAACCCUACAAAUGUAAUCAUUGUGGGGAAGCUUUCAGCCAGAAAUCAAACCUCAGAGUGCAUCACAGAACUCACACUGGGGAGAAACCCUAUAAAUGUGAUGAGUGUGGAAAAACUUUCAGGCAGAAAUCAAAUCUCAGAGGACAUCAGAGAACUCACACAGGGGAGAAACCCUAUGAAUGUAAUGAGUGUGGAAAAGCUUUCAGUGAGAAAUCGGUCCUAAGAAAACAUCAGAGAACUCACACAGGGGAAAAACCCUAUAAUUGUAAUCACUGUGGAGAAGCUUUCAGCCAGAAGUCGAACCUCAGAGUCCAUCAGAGAACUCACACAGGGGAAAAACCCUAUAAAUGUGAUAAAUGUGGGAAAACUUUCAGCCAGAAAUCAAGCCUUAGAGAACAUCAGAAAGCCCACACAGGGAGUUAA